Molecule: messenger RNA, 3312 nt
Organism: Dendrobium catenatum
Lineage: Eukaryota; Viridiplantae; Streptophyta; Magnoliopsida; Asparagales; Orchidaceae
Product: CSC1-like protein At4g35870
Exons: 5
Coding region: 143-2575 (810 amino acids)
Cellular component (GO): plasma membrane
Molecular function (GO): calcium-activated cation channel activity
Source: RefSeq, a predicted model, not a curated record
UUAGCUUUUGAGAAAGCCGAGAAAAACUAACAAAAAGAGGCGCUUCAAUUCUUCCCCAAUUUCCACCGCACCUUCGUCUCCACUUUCUUACUUGAAGGCUUACCUUCUACAUGAAGGAAACCCCCUCAUCCCGUAUCCUCGGAUGACCACCCCGUUUUCCUUCCCACCGGCCAUGUCACCGGCCGCCACUGGCUCUCUCUCUGCUCCUCCUCCUUUCUUCCCCGAUGCUGACGAACCAGCGGCGUGGUAUGGAAACAUCCAGUACCUCCUUAACAUCUCCGCCGUUGGCGCUGCAUCCUGUCUCCUCCUCUUCCUACUAGUCAAGCUCCGCAGUGACCACGGCAUCCCCGGCCCCUCCGCCCUCGUAACCAAGCUUCUCGCCGUAUACCAUGCCACGGCAUCCCAGAUCGCCCUCCACUGCGGCGCCGACGCGGCCCAGUUCCUCGGCAUCGAGCGCUCCAGCUUCAUCGUCCUUGUUUCACUCUCCGUGAUUGCACUCGUCGUCGCCCUACCUCUCAACCUCUGCGCUGGCGAUGCCCCGAUCGUCGAUCAGUUCACCCGCACCACCAUUUCGCACAUCACCGCAGGUUCGCCCCUCCUGUGGCUCCACUUUUUCCUCAUGGUUUUGGUUGUCGUUGUUGCGCACUUGGGCAUAUGUAGGAUGGAGGAUGAGCUUAGAAUAACGAGGUUCAGGGAUGGCAAUGGAAACCCUAGUGACCCUAAUUCUAACUCUGUUGCUAUAUUCACCAUCAUGAUUCAAGGGAUACCCAAAACGUUAGCCUCAAGUAAAGGUCCUCUGGAAGAGUAUUUUCAGCAUCGUUAUCCCGGUAAGGUCUACCGAGUCGUCGCACCAUUUGAUCUCUGCUCUUUGGACGAUCUAAUUGUACAAUGGACUAAAGUCCAGAACGAAAUUUCUUUGUUAGAAGCUCGGGUGGAUGCUAGAAUUGUGACUGAUUGUGAAGAUGAUGGUUUGAGCUCAGGGAGUGGCAGUCGCAUGUGGAGAAAGUUGAAUGCUAUGUGGGCUGCAAUGGUUUCAAUGUUAGGUUUUACGGAUGAAGAGAGAUUAAGGAAGUUGCAUAACUUGAGGUUGGUUUUGGAGACUAAGCUGUUAGAAUACAAGGAAGGUAGAGCUCCGGGUGCAGGGAUUGCAUUUGUGGUCUUUAAAGAUGUCUAUACCGCAAACAAAGCCGUGAGGGAUUUUCGGACUGACAGGAAGAAGAAGCCAAUAGGUAGGUUCUUUCCAUUGAUGGAGCUUCAGCUUGGGCGGAGCAGUUGGAGAGUUGAGAGGGCUCCACCAGCUACAGAUAUCUAUUGGAACCACUUGGGCUUUAGCAAGCUUUCCUUAGGACUUCGUAGGGUGGCUGUGAACACUUGCCUUGUCGUUAUGCUUCUGUUCUGCAGUUCACCGCUUGCAGUGAUAACUGCAAUGAAAAGUGCUGCAAGAAUUAUUAAUGCGGAAGCCAUGGAUAGUGCAAAAUCAUGGUUUACUUGGCUUGAGGGCUCUAGCUGGUUUGCUGCUGUGAUUCUCCAGUUCUUGCCUAAUGUGCUUAUAUUUGUGAGCAUGUAUAUUAUUAUUCCAUCCGCACUUUCGUAUCUGUCCAAAUUUGAGCGGCAUCUCACAGUUUCUGGGGAGCAGCGAGCCGCAUUAUUGAAGAUGGUUUGCUUCUUUCUGGUGAACCUCAUUCUUUUGCGUGCUCUGGUUGAGUCCUCGCUUGAAAGUGCGUUACUUAGAAUGGGGAGAUGUUACUUGGAUGGUGAAGAUUGCAGGCGUAUUGAGCAGUAUAUGAGCGCAUCUUUUCUGUCCAAGUCAUGUCUUUCUUCUCUUGCAUUUCUGAUCACUAGUACUUUUCUUGGAAUAUCGUUUGAUCUGUUGGCCCCAAUACCUUGGAUAAAGAAGACUUUAAGGAAGUUUCGCAAGAAUGAUAUGCUUCAGCUGGUCCCUGAGCAGAUUGAGGAUUAUCCCAUGGAAAAGAACCCUGAAGAGAUUGAGGGUGAUAAUUUAAGGGCGCCUCUCAUGUCUGAAAGGCAAGACAGUUCAGGUUUGAAUGGAAUUGAUGGGCAUGACCUUUCAAUCUACCCAAUUAAUAGAAGCUUCCAUGUCCCAAAACAGAUGUUUGACUUCGCACAGUACUAUGCUUUCAAUCUUACAAUAUUUGCCCUAACCAUGAUCUAUUCCUUGUUCUCUCCACUUGUGGUUCCCGUGGGAGCGUUUUACUUUGGUUACCGUUUCAUUGUUGACAAAUACAACUUCUUGUUCGUGUACAGAGUUAGAGGCUUCCCAGCUGGCAAUGAUGGGAAGUUGAUGGACAGGGUGUUGUGUAUCAUGCAUUUCUGUGUGAUAUUUUUUUUAUUGGCGAUGCUAUUGUUCUUCUCGGUUCAGGGUGAUUCCACGAAGCUGCAGGCUAUUUUUACCCUUGGCUUGUUGUUCUUUUAUAAGCUAUUGCCUUCCAAAACUGAUGGGUUCCAGACAUCUAUCUUGGAAGCAAUGCAAACUGUUGAUAGCUUAGUUGAUGGUGAAACAGACUACGAAGUGUUCUCAAGACCUGAAUUUGAUUGGGAUUUAUAUCAAUCUUGAGGCAAAGGCUUGCUUCGUUUGUGAUGACCUCGGAUUGCCUGAGCUGGACCAUCUAAGCUUGUGACUGUUCCAAACGUUUGCCUUCUUGUUGCUCGACAAUGAUGAAGGGAGCUCAGAGAAGAAUGAGAGAGUGAAAGGAGACUUCUAGCUUCUUGUUGAGGGAUUCAUACAACCAUCACCUUAUGUUUGGAGAAUUUGUUAUUGUACACUAACUGUACUAGAAAGGCGAAUAUUUACAUGACAUUAAGGUACUAAAUUACUAAUGGCAUCAGAAUGUUGAACUUGGACAACAGAUAUAAGACCUACCAUUACUGGAAAAUAAAAGGCCUAGUGAGAAGCGGAGUUCAAAACGCUUAUCAGGUGAUGGAAAAGGAAAGGAUGCUCAGAAUGCUUUGCGUUUAAUGAGAAACAAAACAAUAUAAGAUGGUAAAAUCUAUGGAAGAUGAGCUUCUUGUACCCAUCUAGUUCUAGGAAGUGGUGGAAGAUUCGGAUUGUGAUUCAGUGCAAGCUAGUCGAUUGACUCAGUGAUAAAGAUGUUCUGCCUCUUAGUAUCUCACUAAAUUAUCAUACCGGUUCGAGCUUUCUUCCAUUGAGUUGCCGCCUUGUUGUAAUUCUGCUGGUAUGUUUCACAAACAAUUGGUUUUUUUUUUUUCAUCUAUGCUGGUGCGUGGAACAAAUAGUCAUAAUUGUUUUGCAUAAAUUCGUUUCUUAACGCGAGUUCAAAAUUUUCUGAGCAA